Molecule: messenger RNA, 1235 nt
Organism: Pungitius pungitius (ninespine stickleback)
Lineage: Eukaryota; Metazoa; Chordata; Actinopteri; Perciformes; Gasterosteidae
Gene: pln1
Product: phospholamban
Exons: 1
Coding region: 224-664 (146 amino acids)
Biological process (GO): negative regulation of heart rate; negative regulation of calcium ion import into sarcoplasmic reticulum; negative regulation of ATPase-coupled calcium transmembrane transporter activity
Cellular component (GO): membrane; sarcoplasmic reticulum
Molecular function (GO): ATPase inhibitor activity
Source: RefSeq, a predicted model, not a curated record
GUUCAUUUUAAUUAUUAAAGACAUUUCUUUUCAUUCCACCUACGAAUGUGUCACCUGUUUCUGCUUAAGUUCGUCCAGCUUCAUACGUUCAAUUCAAAUUCAAGGUCUCAGAGUAGACCGAUGCUCUGACCGAGGUGUGUGUGUGUGUUAAGGCGUUAACGUGUCAAGUGAUAGGUGGUGACUCAGAAGCAGAUUACAAGUGGAAGGAACCAAAGUGAUAAAAAUGGUAAAAAUAGAAGUGUUGAUUUGUCGGGUAGAAGGCACCGAGUGGCUAAAAGAAACAGAGGAUGAAAGUUUUGAAACGCAGGCCAACUUGCUUCAUUUUGGGAAACAUUUGUUUCUGUCUUACAGAGGAGGAGACGACAGAAGAGGCCUUUGGUUUCUUUCUCGUGCCGCCGAGGGACUGAACCGCUUCGGGGCCAGGCCCCCCCCCCGAUCACCUGACCCCGAGCUCCGAGUCUCCCGGCGACCUCGCCUCCCCCCCCCACCGCCACCCGUCUCCAUGGAGCGCGUGCAGCACAUGACCAAGUCGGCCAUCCGCCGGGCGUCUCAGAUCGAGGUGACCCCGCAGGCCAAGAGGAACCUGCAGGAGCUGUUCGUCAACUUCACCCUCAUCCUCAUCUGCCUGCUGCUCAUCUACAUCAUCGUCCUGCUGAGCAGCUGAGGGGGGGGGGGGGGGCGUGAAUAAGUGAAACACGGGAGGAAAAGAUGACAUAAAUAAAACGCUAGAUGUGACGCUUAUCUGCAAAGGUCUCCGAUGGGCAGCAUGAACAUAGAAACUAUUGCAUAUAUAUAUAUAUAUGCAAUAGUUUCUAUGGGCCGCAGAAUUAAAUGCAUAUCUGUUAUGAUGUGUCCAGAGUUUUAAAAGCAAUGCUUCUCCUUUAGAAAUUACUUGCAGUAGUGAGGAAAACUUCACUUUGCAUGUUGCAUGUUAACUUAAUGAUCUUCUCUGUUUAUGCCCAUAAAGGUUCUGUGAAAAUGUAAAAAUAUAACUUUUGGAAAACGACAUGGCUGAGAUAAAACUGGCUUCGUUCUUCUGUACCAGAUUGUACCACCUGACUUCUAAACUGAGUGAAAUAAAUUAAAGUGGUUUUCCUGCUCCAUGUGUAGAAACGUGAUUUGUUCAUUGCACAGAUUAAUUUAACAAAAAUGUAACAGAUGUGUUACAGGUCGAGAUAACUGACCAGUUUUGAAUGUUAAAUUAUGUCGCUUGCAUAUUAUCGAGAAUUUGGUUU